ACCAUGGCGGGCGCGGAGCCGGCCGCCCGGAACAAGCCGGAUAACACGGCCUUCACCCAGCAGCGCCUCCCGGCCUGGCAGCCGCUGCUGUCGGCGGGCACGGCGCUGCCGCUCUUCUUCUGCGCGGGCCUGGCCUGCCUGGCGCUGGGGCUGGGGCUGCACUUCUCCUCGGCCACCAUCCGCGAGCUGGAGCUCGACUACACCGGGGCGCCGGGCAGCGGCCACAACUGCUCCCGCUGCGCCAACGCCAGCCGGGCCGGGGCCGGGGCCUGCACCUGCUCGCUGCGCUUCGAGCUGCCCGAGCGCUUCCCGGGGCCCGUGUGCCUCUACUACCAGCUCUCCAACUACUACCAGAACCACCGGCGCUACAGCGUCUCCCGCGACGACCUGCAGCUCAGCGGGGACGCCUCGGGGCUGAGCAACCCAGCCACGGAGUGCAGCCCCUUCCGCACGGACCCCCAGGGCAUCCCCAUCGCCCCCUGCGGGGCCAUCGCCAACAGCCUCUUCAAUGACACCUUCGCCCUCUACCACCUGGCCAACGGCACCUUCUACCCCGUGCCCCUGGACAACCGAGGCAUCUCCUGGUGGACCGACUCCAACAUCAAGUUCAGCAACCCCGAACUCAUCAAUGGCAGCCUGGAGGCCGCCUUCAAGGGCACAACCAAGCCUCCCAACUGGCCCCAUGCUGCCUACAUGCUGGACGAGGGCAACCUCAACAAUACCGGCUUCAUCAACGAGGACUUCAUUGUGUGGAUGCGCACCGCUGCUCUGCCUACCUUCCGCAAGCUCUACCGCCGCGUGCGUGAGGGCAACUUCUCCUCUGGCCUGCCCCAAGGCACCUACCGCCUCGACAUCACCUACAACUACCCCGUCCUCUCCUUCCAAGGCAGCAAGAAGGUCAUCUUCAGCACUGUUUCCUGGAUGGGUGGCAAGAACCCCUUCCUGGGCAUUGUCUACCUGAUCUUCGGCUCCGCCUGCAUCCUCACUGGCUUUGUCAUGCUGGCUGUGCAUAUCAAGUUCCAGAAACAAAACCAGAUGGAUGUGGAAUAAACUUUGCUGCUAGCAUCCGGGCCUUAUCCUUCUCUUUCACUGUUAUAAUUCUGAUCUCAAUGGGUUUGCUGUCAACUCUCACAGUGUAAGUGAGAGCAGAAU
This is a messenger RNA of Mauremys mutica (yellowpond turtle), 1152 nucleotides long. It is a transcript of the gene CDC50B, whose product is annotated as transmembrane protein 30B. Gene Ontology annotation, biological process: phospholipid translocation. The record is from RefSeq and is a predicted model, not a curated record. Bases 4 to 1050 code for a protein of 348 amino acids. NCBI's taxonomy places the organism in Eukaryota, Metazoa, Chordata, Testudines, Geoemydidae. Gene Ontology annotation, cellular component: Golgi apparatus; endoplasmic reticulum; plasma membrane. The transcript has 2 exons.